AAUUGAUGUAUCUUAUCUUCAUUUAGUAGUGCAAGCUGCAAGAACAUCGUGCACAUUGGAAAACACAGGUGAAGAAGAAGAACCUUGAAGAGAUUGUUUAGAUUGCAAGAAGUAGAAGUCAUCAUGGAAUUCACUAGUCUGCUGAAUACUACUUCACUUGAUCUUAAUGUCAAACCUCUCAGAUUUCUCGACGAUGCUCCUUCACCGAAACAAGAAUUGGAGAGCACUUCCAUUGAGUUGGGCAGACAUGUGACUAUGAGACAAGAGAGAAGUGCUUUGAUAGAGGAGCUGAAUAGGGUGAGUGCUGAGAACAAGAAGCUGACAGAACUGCUAACGGUGAUGUGUGAGAACUACACUGAACUGAGAAACCAAUUAAUGGAGCAAACAAGCAAGAAUCUUGGAGUAGUGGAUAACAUUAACACAGCAGCAUCAAGUAAGAGGAAAGCUGAAAGUAGCAUCAACAACAACAACAACAGGACGACAAACAUUGGCCCUUCAGAGAGCAGCUCUAGUGAUGAAGAUUCGUCCAAGAAACCAAGGGAAGAGCACAUCAAGGCAAAGAUUUCAAGGGUUUACGUUAGGACGGAAGCAUCCGAUACAAGCCUUAUAGUUAAGGAUGGCUAUCAAUGGAGGAAAUAUGGGCAGAAGGUUACCAGAGACAACCCUUGUCCAAGAGCUUACUUCAAAUGCUCCUUUGCUCCUACCUGUCCUGUCAAGAAGAAGGUUCAAAGAAGUGUAGAAGAUCAAUCAAUUGUGGUUGCAACUUAUGAAGGGGAACACAACCAUCCUCACCCCACAAAACCGGAGACGACAUCAGGAUCCAACAGGAGCUUGACUCUAGGCACUGUGCCAUGCUCCACGUCUAUCAGCUCAUCUGGGCCAACGAUAACUCUUGAUCUCACAAAACCAAAGCCAAGUCAUGAUGAAAUGACGAGUUUAAGAGACAAAAUUGAUGCACCAGAAAUACCGAAGUAUCUUGUGGAGCAGAUGGCUUCUAUCUUAACCAAAGAUCCCAAUUUCAAAGCAGCCUUCGCAGCUGCUAUUUCUGGAAAGUUUUUGCAACAAAGUAAUUAGUCAGAAAAAUGGCAGUUAUGUAUGUUUGGAGCUUCAUCAGUGAUUGGGAGCUUCAAGUGAAGCAGACGGUGCAAGUUCAAGUCACUCUGGAUUGGUAUUCUUAGCAAGAAUGAAAAGAAGUGGGAACAAAUUUUGUCUUUGUGCCUGAACGCAAACUGCGGAUAUCAAGCUUGUGGAAUUGUAUGUCUGGCCUAAUUCAGACAAUCAAGGGAACAAGGAAAUUGAAAGUUUGUAAUUGAUGUGAGAGGCGUAAGCCUAGCUGUAUCAACAACAAUCAAGUGAAUCCAGAGGGAAAAAGAAAUAGUUGGAAAGAGUAGUAUAGGGAAACUCCAUCGCAAUUGGUCUAGCAUAGAUUUUUCACUUGUGAAUUCGGUUUAUGAUUUAAAAGAAAGUUGAUUAAGCCAAA
Messenger RNA from Sesamum indicum (sesame), 1480 nucleotides. It is a transcript of the gene WRKY40, whose product is annotated as WRKY DNA-binding protein 40. Gene Ontology annotation, molecular function: DNA-binding transcription factor activity; sequence-specific DNA binding. Gene Ontology annotation, biological process: regulation of DNA-templated transcription. Lineage: Eukaryota; Viridiplantae; Streptophyta; Magnoliopsida; Lamiales; Pedaliaceae. The record is from RefSeq and is a predicted model, not a curated record.